Molecule: messenger RNA, 2139 nt
Organism: Caenorhabditis briggsae
Lineage: Eukaryota; Metazoa; Nematoda; Chromadorea; Rhabditida; Rhabditidae
Gene: Cbr-gly-5
Product: Protein CBR-GLY-5
Exons: 11
Coding region: 1-2139 (712 amino acids)
Cellular component (GO): Golgi apparatus
Source: RefSeq, a predicted model, not a curated record
AUGAUUAUAUUCAAGAAAAAGGCGAUUCUAAAAGUGCUGCUUCUGGUGCCCGUCGUUUGGAUUUGUUCGCUGAUUUUCUUCGCAUCGACAAAUGGGAAUAGCAAUCAGAUCGGAACCAACAAUGACCUGGCAGACAGGAUAAAUCAAGCGAAUUUCCACCCGAAAGAGUUGGAAAAGCCCAAAAAAUCGGAUAUAAUUCAAGGAUUCGGACCGCCAAUCGAGCCGGAACCUGUUGUUCCAGUCGAGGAGAACAAAAAUGAGGAGACGGGCGGUGGGAAUUUGGCAAAACCCAAGUUUAUGGUCGAUCCCAACGAUCCGAUCUAUAAAAAAGGAGAUGCAAGUCAAGCGGGAGAGCUUGGGAAAGCUGUGAUCGUUGAUAAAACAAAAUUAACACCCGAACAAAAAGGCAUCUACGACAAGGGAAUGCUCAACAACGCAUUCAAUCAAUACGCGUCGGAUAUGAUCUCUGUGCAUCGAACACUACCGACUAAUAUUGAUGCGGAAUGCAAAACGGAAAAAUACAAUGAGAACCUUCCUCGCACCUCAGUGAUCGUCUGUUUCCACAACGAAGCGUGGUCUGUCCUCCUCCGUACCGUCCAUUCGGUUUUGGAACGAACCCCAGAGCACCUUCUCGAAGAAAUUGUCCUAGUCGACGAUUUUUCGGAUAUGGACCAUACGAAACGACCAUUGGAGGAGUAUAUGUCACAGUUUGGGGGGAAGGUCAAGAUUCUGAGAAUGGAGAAACGAGAGGGAUUGAUUCGAGCACGUCUUCGAGGCGCUGCAAUCGCUACCGGAGAGGUUCUGACGUAUUUGGAUUCACAUUGCGAGUGUAUGGAAGGCUGGAUCGAGCCGCUCCUCGACAGAAUCAAGCGGGACCCAACUACAGUAGUCUGCCCUGUAAUCGACGUCAUCGAUGAUAACACCUUCGAGUAUCACCACUCAAAAGCCUAUUUCACAAGUGUGGGCGGUUUCGAUUGGGGUCUUCAGUUCAAUUGGCACUCGAUUCCUGAGAGGGAUCGAAAGAACAGAACACGGGCUAUCGAUCCGGUUAGAUCACCAACGAUGGCUGGUGGUCUGUUCUCGAUUGAUAAGAAGUAUUUCGAAAAGCUGGGAACCUACGAUCCCGGAUUCGAUAUUUGGGGUGGCGAGAAUUUGGAGUUGUCGUUUAAGAUUUGGAUGUGUGGAGGAACGCUGGAAAUCGUGCCAUGCUCUCAUGUCGGUCACGUCUUCCGGAAACGAUCACCAUACAAAUGGAGGACGGGAGUCAACGUGUUGAAGAGGAAUUCGAUUCGACUGGCUGAAGUUUGGUUGGACGAUUAUAAGACGUACUAUUACGAGAGGAUCAAUAAUCAGUUGGGCGAUUUCGGAGAUGUCUCUGCCAGAAAGAAGCUUCGUUCGGAUUUGGGCUGCAAAUCGUUCAAAUGGUACCUGGAUAACAUUUUUCCGGAACUCUUUGUUCCCGGAGAAUCUGUGGCCAAAGGAGAGGUGCGCAACAGUGCGGUGCAACCCGCACGAUGUCUCGAUUGCAUGGUGGGUCGACACGAAAAGAAUCGGCCGGUCGGUACGUAUCAGUGUCACGGUCAGGGCGGCAAUCAGGUGAGUUCCCGACCCCCAACAAGCGUUGUUUCUUGUCAGCUGCGAAACGCGCAAACGUCACAAUGUCUGGACUCGGCUGUUGGGGACGAAGUGGAGAACAAGGCGAUCACACCGUAUCCGUGUCAUGAGCAAGGAGGAAAUCAGAUUCGAAACGCCGGAGGUGGAAAUCGCCAAUGUAUCGACUACAAUUCGGGCGGCAAAAAGUCAUUCGGAAUGUACCAGUGUCAUGGACAGGGCGGAAAUCAGUACUGGAUGCUCUCCAAAGAUGGGGAAAUCCGGCGAGACGAAUCGUGUGUGGACUAUGCUGGCAGCGAUGUAAUGGUGUUCCCGUGUCAUGGAAUGAAGGGAAAUCAGGAGUGGAGAUAUAAUCAUGAUACUGGCCGCCUCCAACACGCCGUCUCUCAAAAAUGUCUGGGAAUGACACGAGACGGUGCGAAGCUGGAAAUGGUCCAGUGCCAAUACGACGACCCGUAUCAACACUGGAAAUUCAAGGAAUUCAACGAAGCGAAGGCCAUCGAGCACGGCGUCAAAUCACCUAGUUAA